AUGAGCAAGAACAACGGAAACACCAAGAAGACACCUCUCCUCACCCAUCUCGUCGCCGGUGGUGCUGCUGGUUUUAUGGAGGCCUGCACUUGUCAUCCUCUCGACACCAUCAAAGUCAGAAUGCAACUCGCCAAGAAUGUCCAAAGAAGCGCUGCUGGCAAGCGUCUUGGUUUCAUCGGUGUAGGUGUUAAGAUCGUCAAGACCGAAUCAUUCUGGGCUCUUUACAAGGGUCUCGGUGCUGUUGUUUCUGGUAUUGUCCCCAAGAUGGCCAUUCGAUUCAGUUCUUUCGAGCUCUACAAGGAGUGGAUGGCCGAUGAGAACGGUCAUGUGAGCACCGGAUCUGUAUUCCUUGCUGGUCUCGCUGCCGGUACCACCGAAGCCAUUGCCGUCGUUUCUCCUAUGGAUUUGAUUAAGAUUCGCCUGCAGGCUCAGCGUCACUCUAUGGCUGAUCCCAUGGAUAUCCCCAAGUACCGCAACGCACCCCACGCUGCUUAUACCAUUAUCAAGGAGGAGGGUAUUACUGCUCUCUACAAGGGUGUAACCUUGACUGCUCUCAGACAAGCUACCAACCAGGCCGCCAACUUCACUGCUUACCAGGAGUUCAAGCACCACGCUAAGCGUCUCCAGAACCUCGAUGAGUUGCCCUCUUACCAGCAUCUUAUCUUGGGUGGUGUUUCUGGUGCUAUGGGUCCUCUUUCUAAUGCUCCCAUUGAUACCAUCAAGACUCGUAUCCAGAAGUCCAGUGCCCCUGGUUCUGGAUGGGACCGCUUCAAGUUUGUCACAACUGAGAUCAUGCAGAAGGAAGGUCCUCGCGCAUUCUACAAGGGUUUGACACCUCGUCUGUUGCGUGUUGCCCCCGGUCAGGCUGUCACCUUCAUGGUUUACGAGAAGGUCAAGUCAUGGCUUGACUUGGUUAACGACAAGGUCUCCGAGAACGAGACUGUCAAGCUUACUGCUCAGAAGUAA
Phycomyces blakesleeanus NRRL 1555(-) is the source of this 966-nucleotide messenger RNA. RefSeq lists its product as hypothetical. Bases 1 to 966 code for a protein of 321 amino acids. The transcript is spliced from 3 exons. Gene Ontology annotation, biological process: fumarate transport; succinate transport; transmembrane transport. Lineage: Eukaryota; Fungi; Mucoromycota; Mucoromycetes; Mucorales; Phycomycetaceae. The record is from RefSeq and is a predicted model, not a curated record.